AACAGCACUGAUUAACAAUCCACUCCUCCACCUCACCUCUCUCCAGCUCCCAGCUCCCCUCUUAUACCCCCCAUACCCACCUCCCAAAGCGACCCCUAGAUACCUGCCAAAAUGCCACCCUCAACCAAAGAACCCCGCGCCUCCAUAAUCGGCCCCGCCUCGGGACCUGAAGCUCCCUUUCCCCUCCGCAUGCGCGGCGCAGUCGAAAAGGGUUUCGGACGGGGUUCUAAAGAACUCGGCAUCCCCACCGCCAACCUCCCCGUCACCUCCGCCGCCUGGAUCGCGACCGCUGAGUCAGGUGUCUACUUCGGGUGGGCGUCUCUCCAGCUCUCCUCCUCGCACCCCUCGCACCCUGCGAACGAUAAGGAGGCCGAUAAGGACGCUGCGGAGUUCGUGCCGGAGGAGAAACAAAAAGAGGGGUGGAGGGUUUUCCCGAUGGUGAUGUCGAUUGGGUAUAACCCGUUUUAUGGGAAUACCGUGCGGUCUGCUGAAGUCCACAUAAUGCACCCCUUCCCCGCCGACUUCUACGGCACCCAAAUGGCCCUCAGCAUCCUGGGCUACAUCCGUCCGGAAUACGAUUACGUCGAUAAGGAGAGCUUGGUCAAGGAUAUUAGGGAGGAUAUGGCGGUUGCGGAGCGCAGUCUGGAUAGGGAGGAGUGGAGGAAGAGGAGGGCGGAUGGGUGGUUGUGGGGGGAGGAGGAGUGAGGGUGAAUGAGGGUAUGGGUAUGGGUGUCAGCGAAGGGAAGGGAAGGGGAAAAUGAUACAACUGGGUCGAUGGUGGGGAAUGGGGUUAGAUCGUUCUAGAAUGUAAUUGAUUCCAUAC
Molecule: messenger RNA, 823 nt
Organism: Pseudogymnoascus verrucosus
Lineage: Eukaryota; Fungi; Ascomycota; Leotiomycetes; Thelebolales; Thelebolaceae
Gene: FMN1
Product: riboflavin kinase
Exons: 3
Coding region: 112-705 (197 amino acids)
Biological process (GO): FMN biosynthetic process; riboflavin biosynthetic process
Cellular component (GO): mitochondrion
Molecular function (GO): riboflavin kinase activity
Source: RefSeq, a predicted model, not a curated record